AUGACUUACCACGAUGUCACUGUUCUCGGUGCCGGCUGGUCCGGUUUACUAGCCACUAAAUAUAUGAAAGAAGAAGGCCUGACUGUAGUAGCAUUGGAGAGGAGAGAUGCCAUUGGAGGAUUGUGGUAUUACUCUGAUGAUCCUGCUGAGAAGACAGUUAUGAAGUCAACUCGAACUACAUCUUCGUCUACUCUCACUGAAAUGUCUGAUUAUCCUAUGCCCGAAGAAAUCGGAAUGUUUCCGCAUCAUGCAAAGAUACUCGAGUAUCUGAAAUCCUAUUGCGAGGAGUUUGAUCUGCUACGCCACAUACGUUUCAAUACUACUGCAGAAAAAGUAGAGAAGAAAGGUGAAAUAUGGCACGUGUAUACCUCUACAGGAAUAACGUACACUAGCAAGUUUUUGAUUGUUUCUACUGGAGAGCCAAUAGCUGAUGAUCCUCGUGAUGCUAUCUUUGGCAAUUUCACUGGCAGUAUUUACCAUGCAAAAGAAAUAAAGGAGCCAAUAGAAGAACAUCGAAACUGCAGACUUUUGGUUUUUGGAGGUGGAGAAACAUCAGCUGAUAUUUGUCAAGAAUGGUACGAUCACACUAGUUGUAUCUAUUGGAGUGCUCCCAGAGGUCAACAUUUCUUUCGACGCUUUGCAAAAAUCCUUCCUUGGAAGAAUCCUCAAGCUUUAGAUAAAGCAUCGUCUCCUUUGUUGACAACAAUUGCACCAUUUCACUACAGCAAACCAGGGUUGAGCUGGAUAUGUAAAUGGACUACCAGUGGGUCAUUGCUGAAUUAUCAAGGCCAUGGUAUACCAGAAUGGAAGAAUGACUCUCCAUUUAUGCAUCUCUUUAUUAACAAGAAUGGCCACAUCCUCGAUCUUAUUGAUUACAAGAAAUUUGUUCCAAAAGGUGGAAUUGAAUCAUGCAAUGGAAAGGAAGUUGUAUUUAGUGAUGGAUCCAAGCAAGAGUUUGAUGUUGUGAUUGUAUCCACUGGAUACAAGCCUGCAUUUCCAUUCCUUUCUGACAAUAUACUGAAAUCAUUUCGUGAUCGAUACAAGCACAUCUUUGAUAAUGAUGAUCCAUCUUUAGCGUUUGUUGGUUUUGUUCGUCCUGUUAUAGGCUCAAUGCCAGCUUUAGCUGAACCACAAGCAUCCUGGGUUGCAAAAAUUUAUAGUGGCAGGCGUAAAUUAAAACCAAAAGCAGAAAGAUUAGAAGAAACAAAAGCUGAUGCUGAAUACUGGUGGAAAAUAUUUUGA
Gigantopelta aegis is the source of this 1242-nucleotide messenger RNA. RefSeq names its product flavin-containing monooxygenase 5-like. Gene Ontology annotation, molecular function: NADP binding; flavin adenine dinucleotide binding; N,N-dimethylaniline monooxygenase activity. The record is from RefSeq and is a predicted model, not a curated record. NCBI's taxonomy places the organism in Eukaryota, Metazoa, Mollusca, Gastropoda, Neomphalida, Peltospiridae.